AUGUCCACCGCAGUAAUCAACACUGAUGACGAUCAACUCGAGCCUACUCUCCAAUCAAUCCUUGAUCAAAAGUCCCUUCGCUGGAUCUUUGUUGGUGGAAAAGGAGGAGUAGGAAAAACUACAACAUCAUGUUCCCUGGCCAUUCAACUUGCCAAAGUUCGUCGUUCAGUUCUCCUCAUUUCAACAGAUCCAGCACAUAAUUUGAGUGAUGCCUUUUCGCAAAAGUUUGGAAAGGAAGCUAGACUUAUUAAUGGAUUUGAGAAUUUGAGUGCUAUGGAAAUUGAUCCAAAUGGUAGUAUCCAAGAACUUAUGGGACAGGCUGAGGAGGGUGAGGGACCUGCUGCGGGCAUGGGUGGAAUGAUGCAAGAUUUGGCCUUUGCUAUUCCCGGUAUUGAUGAAGCUAUGUCUUUCGCAGAAGUCCUCAAACAAGUUAAAUCUCUCUCCUACGAAACCAUCAUUUUCGACACCGCUCCAACAGGUCAUACCCUCCGCUUCCUUCAAUUCCCCACCGUUCUCGAAAAAGCCCUUGCGAAAGUCUCCCAAUUAUCCACACAAUUUGGACCUAUGUUGAAUGGGUUACUUGGAGCCAACGGUUCUUUACCAAAUGGACAAAAUCUCAACGAAAUGAUGGAGAAAUUAGAAGGUCUCCGCGAAACUAUCUCGGAAGUAAAUGGACAAUUCAAGGACGAAAACCUUACUACCUUUGUUUGCGUCUGCAUACCCGAAUUCCUUUCUCUUUACGAAACGGAGCGUAUGAUCCAAGAAUUGGGCUCCUAUCACAUUGAUACCCAUUGUAUAGUUGUAAAUCAAUUACUUUUCCCCAAGAAAGGAAGUGAUUGUGAUCAAUGUAAUGCAAGAAGGAAGAUGCAGAAGAAAUAUCUGGAACAAAUUGAGGAGUUGUAUGAUGAGUUUAAUGUGGUUAAGAUGCCAUUAUUAGUUGAGGAAGUAAGAGGAAAAGAAAGGUUGGAGAAGUUUAGUGAGAUGCUCAUUACUCCAUAUGUUCCACCCGCUGGAGGAUUGUAG
Botrytis porri is the source of this 1023-nucleotide messenger RNA. RefSeq lists its product as uncharacterized. Gene Ontology annotation, biological process: post-translational protein targeting to endoplasmic reticulum membrane. The record is from RefSeq and is a predicted model, not a curated record. NCBI's taxonomy places the organism in Eukaryota, Fungi, Ascomycota, Leotiomycetes, Helotiales, Sclerotiniaceae. The transcript is spliced from 2 exons. Bases 1 to 1023 code for a protein of 340 amino acids. Gene Ontology annotation, molecular function: ATP hydrolysis activity; ATP binding. Gene Ontology annotation, cellular component: GET complex.